Molecule: messenger RNA, 675 nt
Organism: Colletotrichum orchidophilum
Lineage: Eukaryota; Fungi; Ascomycota; Sordariomycetes; Glomerellales; Glomerellaceae
Product: O-methyltransferase
Exons: 2
Coding region: 1-675 (224 amino acids)
Molecular function (GO): O-methyltransferase activity
Source: RefSeq, a predicted model, not a curated record
AUGCCUCACUUUACCCAGAAGCUAGAGUCCGUUGAGGCUUAUGUUGACUACCAUCAACCGCCCCCCAAAUACGAGGCAUUCCCCGUGCAAAUGAUCGCUAUUCUCGGCUUUCAGCCCGCCAAGUACAAUAGACAGCUCGUUCCAGUCAUGGACGUGCGCACGUGCGACGAGUUCAACCACGUCACCCAGGGUUUCAAAGCUGCUGACAGCACUAUCCAGGAACGGGCUGGGAGGGAGCUUAUAGAUUUGGUCUCCCCGACCAAUUUCGGGAAGAUUCCCAAGAGCUCCAAGGCAUCGGCCAGGAUCUUUCGGCUGGAUCCAGUCACCGCGCGAGACCAGGAAUCGAGCGGCCUGGUAGAAUUCGAUAUCUCAUGCUUGCUGGUGAUUUUAUCAGCGACAUCCCAUGCGAGCCCGCCGGAAUUCCCUCACUUGAAGUAUAUUGUGCAAGACCUGCUGGAGACUGUGACAAUUGUUCAGAGGGCGUUUAUCGCCGACACCAGCAUCGAUCCGGCAGUCAAAUUGCACAUCCAGUUCAUGUCUUCAGACUUUCCCAGGCCUCGAACAGUUUUGGAUGCCCACAUGUACUUUCUUCGUAUGAUCAUGCACGACUGGCUGGACAGAGACGCCCGCAUCAUUUUGCAAAAACCUUCAAACGGCUCCGGAGUCAAACCCUAA